CUGGAUCAACAAGGCUUUGGCUUAUUUAAAUUUAGGAGGUACCAUACGGUACAAUUAAAAUGAGAGGGUAAUCAGACAUGUACAAAAUUCUGUAAAGUCUCCCAAUUUUAUAUUAGUAAGAAAAAUUAUAAUAAUAAUAAUUAUAUGAUUAUAAAAGUUAUUAUUAGGUGUUUGCAUACACUGAUUUUUUGUGACACAAACCAAACAUUGAUAUUCUUUUGCUGCAUACAAAGUUAAUAAAUAACAGGAUGGUCUUUGUCCCUUAGCUCUGUUUACCCUGAAUUGAAUGAAAAGCCCUGAAAAGUUUAUCUCAUUAUCAAACUGUUUCUCCUUCAAAGUUCAGCAUGGACACGUCUGUCCUCUGCAGUUGGAUCUUUGCCAUCCUGUUUCAUCUCUGUAUGGUGCAUCAGGUUCAGUGUGAUUGCCUUGAAGAUGACUUACAAAUCAAGGGGGGAAGUUACUUCCUUACCAAGCAGCUGAAGAAAGGAAGCAUAGCGGUCUUCAACUGUUCUGACGGCUACUAUCCAUACCCUCAUCUUCGCCAUGUCUGCCAGCCCAGUGGAAAAUGGGACCCUGAACCUUCAACAAGACAAACGUGCAACCUCGUCCAGUGUCCAGACCCCACUGUGUUUGAGAAUGGAAUUGUCACCCCUUAUCUACAGAGGUACUUUGUUGCCAACGUAACUACAUAUGAAUGCUACUCUGGAUACACAAGGAGAGGCUCAUACAGUCGUACCUGCUUGCCAAACGGAAAGUGGAGCGGUCUUACUCCCAUCUGUAGCCGUGACUCAGGAAACACCUGUGCUGAUCCCGGAAUCCCAGCAGGAGCUUCAAGAGCUGGCAACAUCUUAUAUGUUAAUGACAAAGUGAAAUACACCUGCAAUGAGGACUUAAUUUUGGUGGGACCCAGUGAAAGAGUGUGCCAGGAGAAUGGCCAGUGGACUGGAAGAGAGCCGGCAUGUUAUUACAAGUAUACCUACGACACUGCCGUUGAGGUGUCAGAGGCAUUUGGCAGUGCAAUCAAAGGCACCCUCACCACUCUGCAGCCCAUUGAUGACACACAGGAUGGGAGGAAAAUAAGGAUUUCAAAAAAUGGCACUCUCAACAUUUACAUUGCUGUGGACAUUUCUGAGAGCAUCGAGGAAGACUACUUUGAAAGAGCAAGAGACGCUGUUGUAACACUUAUUGAAAAGAUUGCAUCUUUCAGCGUGACGCCAAACUAUGACAUCCUCUUUUUUUCUUCUGAAAUAUAUCAAGUUGUCAGUAUUCUUGAUUUUCAUGAUGGUAAAGUCGUACUGAAUUCUGUGAUUGAAGACCUGAAAAAUUUUAAAAUUGAUGACAAAAAUACUGGAACUGACUUGAACGCAGCUUUCAAGAUAUUUGAGGAACGCAUGGCUUUCAUUAAACAAAACGUUGAGGAUGAAAAAUUUAAAGAACAUCGUCACGUUAUCAUCCUUUUCUCAGAUGGUGCCUAUAACAUGGGUGGCUCCCCUUUACCCACUGUUGCAAAAAUAAAGAGACUGGCCUACAUGGAUCUGACAGAUGGCUCCAGAGAUGAAUACCUUGACAUUUAUGUUUUUGCCAUUGGAACUGACAUCUUUGAUGAUGACCUGCAGCCUCUCGUAGCAGGAAAGGAUGGCCAGCAUUACUUCAGACUGGAAUAUGAUACAAAUUUAAAUGAAACAUUUGAUGAAAUAAUUGAUGAAAGUGAAGUCAUUGGUCUGUGUGGUCUUCACAAAGAUUACGAAACAACAGGUGACAAAGUAAGCAAGAGGAAAAGAUAUCCGUGGUUGGCAUUUGUUAUUGUCCAGGGUGCAUCUCCAAAGAGAUGUCUCGGCUCUCUGGUGGCACCUAAAUUUGUCUUGACUGCUGCUCACUGCUUCCAGUUUGGUGAUUUACCAGAACAUGUCACAGUUGAAAUUGAAGACAGACCUGGCAGCAUAGUUAAAAAAGUCAAAACUUUUACGUUACAUAAAGACUACGAUAUCUCGGCCCGAGUGAGUAAAGGUGUGAAAGAGUUUUAUGACUUUGACAUCGCGCUCAUCCAGCUUGAGGAUGCUGUCGAGAUGUCCGCUCUUGCGAGACCCAUAUGCAUACCUUGCACCCAGGAAACCAAUGAUGCUUUACGGCUGACCAGAGCUUCAACAUGCGAGCAACAAGAACAACUUCUGUUAAAGAAUCAAUAUGAAAGACUUGGUUUCCUUACCCGGGCAGACCCUCUUGUACAAAAAAAAGAUGUUUUUGCCAAACUUAAAGAAAUGAGACCAAUGUGCAUCAACAAGGCACUAAAGGCAGAUGGCAUAACAACAGAUGAUCCAACAGUUGCGGUCACAGAUAACUUCCUGUGCACUGGUGGUCUGGAUUAUCGCAGAGAACACAUAGCGUGCACAGGUGACUCUGGAGGAGCUGUGUUUAAGAACUAUAAGCUUCGCACAAUCCAGGUUGGACUGGUGAGCUGGGGCACCAAACAACUGUGCAGUGCUGGUGGUGUGGUUGAGUCCAGUGAAGAUUCCAGAGAUUUCCACAUUAAUCUCUUCAGAAUGGUCCCUUUCCUGAAGUCCAUCCUUGGCAAAGAUGAUCAGGAUGACUAUGCACCACUUAAGUUUUUGAAUUAGAUUCAUACUUUUACGUAUUCUUUGUUUAAAAUCAAUUAAUUAGUUCUUUUCUCUAGUCAACUAUGUGUGAUGUGUAAAUAUGAUCCUUCAAAAAGUACUGCUGCUAAUGCUAAUAUGAAGUAUUUCCAGGAGAGUGCAGAUGUACUUUAUUUUAGGUUUAAUUUAGUACAAUUCAGGUGUUCAUGUAAACCUUCAAAUGGGUUUGAAUCAAUUCACAAUACCGGACCCUUUUCAGAGGAAUGUGUUUUUUGUUUGUUUGUUGAGCUUUUUAAUGCUACAGAACUUGCAGACAAAAUCUGAAGAGGAACGAUGGAAUGCUAUUCAAGAAGUUUAGGCAAUUCAAGGAUACUUCUUUAAGAAAAUUAAAGAAAACUUAUCCAAGAAAGUUCUGAAUAAAUUAUAAUUAUCACUCACUUCAAGUUUGUUUUUUUUCCACUAACUUCAUUUCCAUAGAUGUUUCCAUUAAUAUUUACCAAAAAUUCCAACAACAUCAAACAAACAUAUAUAUACUAUUAUUAUUUUAUUUUGUUUAGUUUUUCAAAGUUAAGAAACUGAGAGAACCCGAAAGGGGGCAAAGAAAUUAAUUAUCAAAUUAAUUUUGGAUAAAUUUAACAUUCUGAAAAAUUUCUCAUAUCCUGUAAUUGUCUAAAAUUCAGUGUUUUCAGCACAGGGAAUAACUUAAUACCACAGCUUGUCAGAGAGCUGUCAAGAGGGUGAUGCAAGAAAGAAAGAAAUGUUCUUGGGAUCACAUUGUGAGCACUCUUGAAGUUAAAAAUGCACUUGUUAAAUUUCUACAAUGAUAAACCUGUUAAAACUGUGGCAAACUUGGGCCGCAGCGUAGCCUAAUGGCUACAGCGGGCGGCC
Menidia menidia (Atlantic silverside) is the source of this 3479-nucleotide messenger RNA. Lineage: Eukaryota; Metazoa; Chordata; Actinopteri; Atheriniformes; Atherinopsidae. The record is from the annotation of a GenBank genome assembly.